CCAAAACCAUGGACAUCGCCUCCAUCUCCGCCCAACUCUCAACACCACCCACAGCAUUCCCAGACUGCUGUCUGGAUAUCUCCAGCACUCUGACCGCCUAUCUAGCAGGGCUUCUUCCAGCGAAACCGGCCUUUACUAUCUCCGUGGGCUGUGGUUCCGGUCUCCUAGAGGCUCUAAUCGCAUAUCGUCACCCCAACACGCAGAUCAUUGGCGUUGAAGUGGCUUUAUCCGUCAAUCGCUAUCUGCCCGAACAAGAUAUUGAUGUUGUCGGCGGAACAUGGGAUUUGCAUUCUCGCGCCGCGGAAGCCACAGCGUGGAUGUUUGUAUACCCUCGGGAACCGAAGCUGGUCUCUAAGUAUCUUGAUACCUAUGGUGAUGGGUCGGUUCGUUUGAUUGUGUGGUUGGGGCCGCGUGCGGACUGGGCGGACUAUGAGCCGUGUUUUCGGGGUUCGUCGUUUUCGGUGUAUUUUCCGGAUGAGGAGGAGGUUGGGUUGAUGGGGUAUGAAAUGUUGGCUGUUAUGAGGCGGGAUUGAUGGCUAUGGUCAGGGAUAGCUGAUUGAUAGGUUUGUCGGAGAGCAUGUGAUUGGGAGCAAGUAUGCGAGGCCCAUAGCAGGCAGUAUGCCCUCAGUAGUGUGCUUGGGAUCUCCAGGCCAGAUCGGAGUCAGUAAUGGCGCUUGACAUUCACUAUCUGUGAUGGCAUGACUGGUUAUACCAUUAGGCCAUUGAUAUCCACUGCCUCCUAGUCUGUUAUCCGAUUUUGGGUAGAGAAGAAGAGCUGAGCAGAAAACCAACCCAGCUGGAUAAAAGAGAGGAUCAGCUCCUUGACUGCGUGUCAAAGAGAGGAGCCUGGGAU
Molecule: messenger RNA, 853 nt
Organism: Aspergillus sclerotioniger CBS 115572
Lineage: Eukaryota; Fungi; Ascomycota; Eurotiomycetes; Eurotiales; Aspergillaceae
Exons: 1
Coding region: 9-533 (174 amino acids)
Source: RefSeq, a predicted model, not a curated record